Betta splendens (Siamese fighting fish) is the source of this 4110-nucleotide messenger RNA. RefSeq names its product glypican-5-like. Gene Ontology annotation, cellular component: extracellular region; cell surface; plasma membrane. Lineage: Eukaryota; Metazoa; Chordata; Actinopteri; Anabantiformes; Osphronemidae. Gene Ontology annotation, biological process: positive regulation of canonical Wnt signaling pathway; regulation of protein localization to membrane; cell migration. The record is from RefSeq and is a predicted model, not a curated record. The transcript is spliced from 13 exons. Bases 267 to 2111 code for a protein of 614 amino acids.
GAGCCUCACACGGGGCACAUACUUUUAUGCUCAUCAGUUGACGAUUUUAUUUAAGACAUUUUGAAUAACCGUAUUAGUUUCUCAUAGAUGACCUAUGCUUCGAAGAAAGGGGUAAUACAUAGAAAAGAAUGCAAAUUUGAAACGUCAUCAGUUCUUUACAAACCGUGGACUUGUUUGGGCUGAUCGUCCUGUACGUCGUCUGCCUGCCGGACAGCGGCUGUGGGUCGGCCGGUGCCGACAGCUGUCAUGAGGUGAAGACAGCCUACAUGAUGCGCCAGAUCGGCCCGGUGGAGCUGGUGCCGGACAGACCGGGAACAGAUGAGUCUCUCCAAGUGUGUGCUCACCCUGGACCCACUUGCUGCACUAGGAAGAUGGAGGAAAGCUACAUGGCGGCUGUUCGCAGCGAGACACAGCAGAAAAUGCGAUCGUACAGCUUCGAACUCAAGUACCUGAUCGCUGGGCACACCACGGCCUACCAAGAGACCUUUGACUCGCUUGUGUCCUUCACAUCUAACCUGACCAGCACCCUCUUCGACAGUGCUUACUCUGCUCUGGCUUCCGACUGUCGCCCCCUUGUGUCCCAGCUGUUCAGCGACAUCAAACGGCACCUCUCCGGACACUCUAAUUCCUCUCUGGACAACGCUGUGCGCCGAUUCUACAAUGAUCUGUUCCCGCUGGUGUAUCGUCGCCUCCUGAACCCCGGGAUUGGCCACCCGUCGUCCCAGUCUUAUUCCUCCACCUCCAGCAGCAACGACGAAUGCCUGCGGCUGACACGGCAGGACGUCAGCCCGUUCGGACCCCAUCCCCACCUCCUGGUCAGCAGCCUGUCUCGAGCUCUAGGCCUGGGCCGAGCACUUAACCGGCUGUUACGAAUGGCUGGUGAGGUUAUGAAUGCGACAGAGAGGGCAGCCCUUUCUAGAGAGUGUGGACGAGGGUUGGUGAGGAUGCAGUACUGUUCUCACUGCAGAGGGCUGACCCUGAUCCGGCCCUGCACCAGUCUGUGUGUUAACAUUAUGAGGGGCUGUCUGGUGGGUGUGUCCGAGCUCAGCGCCCCCUGGGGGAGUCUGGUGGUAUUGCUCCAGCGUUUAGGCGCCACCUUCGCCACCAGCAGCAAUCACAACAACAUGGAGCUAGCUCUGUUAGCAGUUCGAAACCAUGUGAACGAUGCAAUACUGCACGCCCAGCUGCACGGACCCUCUAUCACAGCUACAGUAGAGAAGGUUUGUGGUUCCCAGGAUGCCCCUCCAGCGAUGAGGAGUUUGCAUGUUAACACCUCUGUGACUCCUGCUCCAUCGGUCACGUCCGACAGGUCUUCUGUGACGUCACCUCCCUCACCCGUCCAUGCUGCUCAUCAGCUUCAGCAGCUGCAGUCCAGAAAGUCAUUUCCUCUUAAAAGUUCUAGAGGGGACAAGAGUCGAAGCCUGAAAAAACUUUCUAGGGAGUUUGAGGGCUCCAUCCAGCGGUACCAGUGGUUUUUCUCAGGGCUGCCAGAGAUGCUCUGUGAUAGUGAGAUGGAGGUUGAGCAGCACACAUGCUGGAGUGGCCAAGACGUCGUUGAAAGCUAUGCAGGUCGUGUGGUUGGCGGCACUCUGAAAGCCCAGAGGGAGAACCCAGAGAUGACUGUUCGUAACACAGAUCCUGCCCUAAAGCGAGCGAAGCAGAGACUGGAGCAGCUAACACAGGAGUUGAUGGUUGAGCUCGGCUGGGCGAGCAAAACCAGAGGAAGAGGAGGGGAGGAAGACAACGGUGGGAGUGCGCGGACAGACAGAGGAAGCGGUGAUGAUUGUGAUGAUGAAGACGGUUGUGAAGCAUCUGGUAAGGAGACUGGGAGAUGCCCAGAGGGACGGAUAGUGGAGAAUCCACUGUCCUCCCUCCCUUACGGUUUCCAUGCCUGUUUCUGCUGGUCUCAGCAGUUUGUUUUCCUCCUUGUUUGGGAUAAAGGAUACUCUACCAACCAGGUGAGGACACGAGCGACUGGUCCAGUGGCCACAGUCCAGAAAAGAAGCAUGUGGCUCCGUCUCCUCCUCGUCGCCCCGUCACUCCUCAUCGCUCCUCACCUCCACCGGUUCGCGGCUCCGCCCACACGGAGGCCGGUGAACGCCGACCUUUGACCUCCCUGGCCCUGCUGCCGCUGCUGCUGUCAUCGUGGGACCCACGCUGACCGUGAGCACGCAAAGCGAUUGGACUGAAAGACGGCCACAUGCUGUGUUUUGUGGUGAAGUUAGUAUUUAAGCGAUGAGCCACUGUUUCUGACAGUUUCUGAUGUGAGUUGCCAGGUUCGUGGCGCGAGCUGUUUUUGUGACAGCUGUAGGUGCAAACUGUGCUUUUUUAUAUUACCUGUACUGACCUCUACAUGUUUAUUCAUAUUUAACUCCAAUAGGUUAGACAGCAAUGCACUACUGAGACAGAUGUAAAUACAAACAAAUCUAUAAAUAUACAUAUAUAAAAUCUAUAUUUAUAUGAAGAGAUUGUGUAGGUAACAAUAGCUUGAUGUCUAACUGAGCUCUUUUACUUGGACGCUGAGGGAUGUUUGCUUUGGUUUGACCUUCUCAGACAUUAAAACCCAUAACAGAUAGAGUUCAAGCUGGAGGUCUGUAGCCUUAAACCAAUUACAGUAAACGCCAAUCUUAUAGGUACGACAGACAACAACAUUGAGUUGUAUUUGAGAGGAAGCAAACGUAAAAUGUUUUCUGACCACUCUGCACUCUGUUCUUAUGCAAGCUGGGUGAUUUCCUGUUCCUAGUUCCUAAAAAUAUAAAGUCCUCCGAAAAUGGCUCCCAAGACGGUCCGUCCUCUUUUAAUACAUCAUUUCUAGACGUAUAAAACCCUGAAUUGUCCUGUUGUUUUAUGAGGAUGCACAGUGGGCACAGCUGUAAAAACACUGCAGGGAAACAUAUAAUAGCUUCCGUUUCAAUAACACUUGUAAGACGCUGCUUCGUCCUCAACGGGCAGAAGAUUCCCAUCUAUAAAAAUUACCAAGUACAAGUACACACUAGAUAUGUGCAGUGUUUGUGCGACUCAACAGUGGCAUUUUAUUUCUGUACAGACACACAGAGCUCUUGUUUUUAUCUCCAGCUCUUAAUUGAACUUCCAGUGAGAGACUCCAGGACUGUAAAUAGGACAUCCAUGAAAAAUAGAGUGAUACAAAUGCUUUCAGCUCGUCUAAUGUGAUCACAGCUGCUGAGCCAAGAACCAAACAUAUGAAUUAAAUGCAACUUUAAACCAUUUGAACGAAUGAACUGUGCGUCUCCAACCCCACAACCUGCUGAAUACAGAGGAAACGCAGCAGCUGAACCCAGUGAGUCACUGUGUGCCGUCACCCCACUGUGAAUUAACCAGCUCACACACACAUAGUUUCACACUAUAGAUUAACAUACAGUUAAUCUCUGCGUUCCUGCCGUCAGACAGAAAAGCACAGAGAAGUUUAUUCAUGAAGGAAAGUGACUGACACCUACCAUUAAGAGCUUAGGCGUGAGCGUCAGCCAGGCAGCGCGCCAAGACACCAUGUUAGCUACACGUCAGAGUCUGUCAGCAAGCCCACUCUCAUCUGAUCACAUUUUAAGCGUUUACAUUAAGGAGAUAAGGCUUUCAGUCAGGUCAACACACGCUGACCUCAUAAACAACACGGGACCUGAAGACGACAUGGAGAAAGAGUACAAUUUACUAAAACAUGCGAUUUAACAAACCCCAUUUCUGGUGUGGACUGUUGAUUUGAGGAAUGUAAACAACAAACCUGGAUGUAUUUUACAUGUCAGGGAAUAGCUUGGUUAAUAACAAGUCAUCUCUCUGUUAGUGGUCACUCAUCACGUUCAUCAAGGUAACUAGUGAUAAAUCUGGGUCGGGCAUAUUUUUAUAUAGAGUAAAGCAGUCAAACAUGUUAAGGACUGUAGUGAUCCUGCUGUCAGUGUGCGUUUAUUAAAAUAUUUAAAUGUGCUUUUCACAGCUUUAACAUGUUCUUACAGUAGUUUAACAGUCGGCUUCUGCUCGUGGCAUCGAGCAGAGCCCCCAGGUUCCUGAACGUCAACAGCGUCAGCGACGUGUCCUGAUACUCUGCUGUGUCAAUAGUCAUCAGCUUAACCUCCUCAGUAAUAAAAUCUGUUUUCAAAGUCA